Coccomyxa subellipsoidea C-169 is the source of this 447-nucleotide messenger RNA. RefSeq lists its product as hypothetical. Bases 1 to 447 code for a protein of 148 amino acids. The transcript is spliced from 3 exons. The record is from RefSeq and is a predicted model, not a curated record. Lineage: Eukaryota; Viridiplantae; Chlorophyta; Trebouxiophyceae; Coccomyxaceae.
AUGCCGCAGCUGUCGAACUUCUGCAAAAAGUGCGGUGGCAGAAUAGCGAUGAUGGUCCCUCCAGGGGAGAACGAGGAGCGCCAUGUGUGCAGUGACUGCGGCUACGUGGAUUACUGCAAUCCAAAACUGGUGAGCUUCCAGGAGCGCAUCAUGAAUACAUCAGCAGUAGCGGCUUGUGGUGGGGUGCAUAGUGGAGCAUGGGGACCAGCUGCUGCUGUGCCGGCGAGGGAUAGAGCCCUGCAAGGGGCUUUGGACAAUUCCGGCUGGUUCCUGGAAAUGGGCGAGAGCACUGCGGCCGGAGCUGCCCGAGAAACCUGGGAGGAAGCCAGUGCUCGUGUGGAGAUAGUGGCGCCGUACGCGCAUUGGGAUAUCCCGGUCAUUGGGCAGGCCUACAUUCUCUUCCCGCGCGCGGCUGGCGCCGCCGUUCACAUCUGCGCCGGGUACUGA